This is a messenger RNA of Struthio camelus australis, 8722 nucleotides long. The record is from RefSeq and is a predicted model, not a curated record. NCBI's taxonomy places the organism in Eukaryota, Metazoa, Chordata, Aves, Struthioniformes, Struthionidae.
GCAGCAUGAUCUCAUUGCUGCUUCCUGUUAUGGGAGGAGCCUUUAUGGACUCACCCAACGAGGACUUUAGUACAGAGUACUCCUUGUUUAACUCAUCCGCCAAUGUCCAUGCAGCUUCUUCCAUGCCGAAUCCGCCAGAAGAGGCGUCCCGUUCUUCAAAUGAUGCCAUACUAUUAUGGAUUGCAAUAAUUGCAACAAUUGGAAAUAUUGUGGUUGUGGGAGUGGUGUAUGCCUUCACCUUCUAGGAUGACUGACGCUUUGACCACUGGAGGAGAGAUAACUGCAACAGUAUUUGUCAUGUGUAUGUAUGUAUGUGUGUAUAUAUACAUGUAUAUCUAUAAAAAUACAUAUAGGUAGGGACUUGAUUGAUUAAGUGGUGCCACAGUCAUGGAAAUGAAAUGCAAAUUAAUCACCUUGAAUCUUGAUGGCAGAAAGCUUGAUUGCAAUUGAAAAUUGUAGCGAGGUGAGAGCUUUAAUCAUGAAUAGAGCCAAUCUGUAUUUUAUAUAGAAAUGUAAGGAAAGAGAGGCUAGCGUGGGUAUGGUAAAUACAAAAAAUAAAGUGAGAUUUUUACAGAAAGUGCUUAUUUUCUACUGUUUAGAUUUUUCUAGCAGGUCUUCUGGGUUUUGUCAGCUUUUUGUGCUUUUUUUACUGUGCUUUUGAGUGGUAUAAUACUAUAUGAAAGCGUUCUCUAUCUUUUUUUUUUGCUGAACAUCUUAGUUUUCCAGAUGGAGUAAUGGUAGACAUUGGCUCAGUUCUGAUGGAGUACAAGUUCAUCAUGUGUGAAUCUAGAGCACACACAUGUACUUGGCUGUGUUCAAAGUCGUGAGUCUUAAACCUAUGGCAGGCAGAUAUAUGCUAUCUAACACUCGCCUUCUACUAUCACUUACUAGAUAUGAAUUGAUGCUAAACCUGUCUGCUGUUUCCAGGAGGAGGAACAGCUAUUACAAGGUAUGACUGCAGGCAGUUGACACUCUAGAAGAUGAAGUGUUAAACAGAGCAGCACAAGCUCCCAGUUCUGUCAAGAGGUACUGGAUUGCAGUGACGACAGUGGUCCUUAGAUGUGUCCCUUCCAGGAAAUAAAGGCCAAAUACUAUGCUUUUCAGCUUAUUAUGUUGUAAUGUAGCUUCUCCACAGAAGCCAUAUACUUCCCUAAUCAUACUGGUGAAUCAAAGGAAGGUGGGGAAAUUAUGAAGCCUAAUUAACUGCAGGUGGUAUCUAUGAGAAGAAUACAACUGAAAGGAAAAUUAGACACUUCUACUGUCAUGAGGAAGUGAGUACAAGGCUGAGGUACCCACUGAGGUAUAAAUAGCAUUAGAGUAUGAUAAUUGACAGAUUUGCAAAUGCUUAUACUUAAAUGCUAAUAUGUCUUUGGGUUCUGAUGAGGCUCCUGGAAUUGAUUUUUCUUUAGCCUGCUUCUGGUAACAGCUCCAAUUAGUCAUUUGGGUUUGUUCUAUUGAGGGACAAUGUUUUCAUUGUAUUAAUUAUUCCCAUAAGCAGUUUCCUUUUCAAGAGCUGUAUUUCCAAAACAGGCUCUUGCCUUUCUUGCUUCAGAGAUUAUAAAAUCUUAAGGGAAGAAAAAAAUCACCUCUGUGGGAAAUCUCCCUCUUUCCCUUUAGAAAAAAAAAAAAGAAGAAAUACAUAAAUUAUCUGAACUUUGAGAGAGUAGCAGAUAAGUUCUUUCUCUGAGUCUGUAUGUAUUGAACAGGUCUCCUGUCUUAUACAGCUACUUUCCUCAUUCCAGAAUGCCUUGUCUGCAGGCACAGAGACUAUUUUUGACACUUGCCUGCCACUGAGCUUGAGGCUGAACUGAGAGCUGCCAAAUGUAUAGAGAAGUUUGGGUUUUCCUCUUUUUUUCCUUUUAAGGCAAUUUUCCUGCAGGGCUGGUGGGUAGUUACUUGAAUUAAAGCUGAAUGCCCUAAAUCAAUAUUUAUUUCACUAUGUAUAUUCACUGUGUAUGUUUUUUUCCCCUUUCUGUGAGCUGGCCUUAAAGCUGUCCUGAUUCUUUGGUAGUGAUUUACUGUCAAUCAGUUGAAGAGAUCCUUGAAACUGUGUGGGAGGUCUCCCAAGGCUCCUUCUCUCCUGCACACCCACUUCCACAGUAUGUGGUGUGGCUAUCUAUCUUUUCCAAAAAGUCACAGUGACAUUCCAGAGUAGGCUGUGUAAUUGCGAUUGUGCACUCCUCCACUGGAUGGGGAUCAUGGAACAGGAUGCAAACAGAGCUAGCAGGAGGGAGAGGAUCAAGUAAGUUUUUCAGAGGAUUUAAAAAAAAAAAAAAAAGACAGCUCACUAGAGGUACAGAGCUCCUGUGCAUUUGGUUAUUUGCCUAUUUGGAGGCAUGAUUUUGUGAUGAUAGCUGAGGCCAGAAGAGGUCUGCACUGGAGAAAAGUUUGAGAAGCACAGUUCUGGAAGAUCAGCAGCACAGAAAGCAAAUCCUGUCUGAUAAAAUAGCUAUAGUCUAAAGAAUGUUAUAAAAAUGAUAAUUUUCACUACCCUAAAAUAUCUGUUUUCUCCUUAAUAAGUAGAGGUUAUUAAAGAACAGGGAAGCUGUAUAAGCUGUGUACCUCUCCUGUUCUUACAUUCCUCCUUAUCUUCUCUGAGCGGAAAAGAAACUGUUAAGUGUCCAAUCAUGUGAGAGGUUGGAAGGCUGUAGACAAGCUUCUAGCACAGAAUUGAGUAGGACAUGGUCUGGUGUGCAAGCAUGUAGGACCAUGUGAAUAUCAGAUUUUCAGAUAUGCCAUUGCCCUUGUAAUUAUUUCAAUUAGUCAUGGACUUUUCCUCAGUGUUUCAAUAGGCUGUCUCAUUCUGGCAGAUCUUGCAAGCACUGUUUUUGAUGGAGACCACCGAAACAUUUUCACCAUGACUAAAACCGGUUUGACAAUAUGGUAAUUACCCAAUAGGAUUAUUCUCCUGCUUAUUGAAUUUGCCAGUGGAGUGCUUUCUUUAAAUUACCUAGAAUAUUAAUCUAAGUGCACUUAGCAAUGUUUGCAUUUCUUUCCCAAAGCACUGGACCAAAUUCUUUACCCGUGAAGAAGAGUGUUUGAGGGAACAGCAAAGAACCUCCCUUCUGCUAAUGAAAAUGAGAGUGACAUGUUCAUGUUGCUUUUCCCAAGGAUAGUGCCCUACUUUCGUGUGAAAUUGAUAGUAGUUGCAGGACUGCUGGAGAGCAACAAGCUCUGCCUCCCUCAUCCAGAUAAUCCUCCUACAUAUUUUCACCAUUAGAGGUUGAGUUGUCAAGAAGGGCCAGAUAGAACUUUAAUUAAAGUAAUUGGUUUGACAGGGUGACGUGGAAAACAGGGUGCAGGCAGCAAGCACAAGCAUUAGCUAUCUCACAGUUGAAGGCGCUAAUUAUGCUGUUUUUCCUGUUAAUAUUUUUAGGAUGCGAGCAUAUUAUUACAUGCAAGAGUCUAUGCAGAGUAUUGUCAGGUUAAAUCUCAUAUUAAAGAUGAGAUUCUGUGUCCCUAAACUGCAGUAGACAAAGCUGGUUCAAACUCUGAUCAUCUUUGAUCCUGAUAACAUGCUUAGCGGUAGGCUGUACAGUUCAGAUAUGGCCUUAUUUCUGGAUGUUAUGUUCUGGCUUGAUGCACUAUGAACACUUCUAUCUUUUGGGAGGUACGGAAAAGUUUAAAUUCAGUCAUUGCAAAUGAGACCCAUCCAUCAUUAAGAAAGUUCAUAAAAGCAACAGAGGUGUGUGGAGAAUGAAAUGAAAGGCAGAAGUUUCACGGGCAUGGUCCUGUGAAAUGUGCUACCACUUCUUUAUGCAGGUAAAUGUUAUGCCCUGAACUUUUCCUCAGAACCAGGCAGUUGGAAAACCGCUGUUACUCACUGAGGGGUGAUGAGGAGGCCCAAGCACAUUCCCCAGAGCUUUUCUCUGAAGCUAUUUUGCUAAAGCAGAAGAGGUUUCUGUACUUUGCAAAGCAUUUUAUGCAUUAGCAUCAAGAACAGGAUUCCACUUGUAGAUGAAGAUCUGUAAAUAAAACCACCUACCACAGAUAACUGUUACACAAUACUGAGCUGAAUUUGUUCAGUAACGGAUAAAGCAAAUACUUUGUGUGCGGUAUUAGACCCCUAAUAUGCUGUAAACAUCAUCUUACAAACACAAGACAAAAUACUGCCUGGGCUCUGCAAAGUUAUUAAUGAGUUGUGAGAAGCAGGGAGACGAACUGGAUGCCCUCACGUUUCUUUCCCAUGGCCUCUAUGGGAUCUAUGACAACAUAUCAAAAAAAAAAAAAAUCAAACUGUCUCCUAAGAAUUCUUUUGCUCUAAGCAGCCAGCAGCUAGACUAGGCAGGUGUGUGGCCAUCACAGAAAAGAAGCUGAAUAGUUACGGAGGUAGCUGCAAAGGAACAUUAGAUAGGAGAGCCAAACAGGGAAAACCACACAGCCACUCCUGUUAUGUUUUGUCUCCAGGGCUAGGAGUCUGCCUUUAUCACCGUCAUUAAUCUCUUAAAAUAAAAUGAGGAUGUAUUUCCAUGCCAACGUGUUUGCAAAACUGAACAAUAGAUUUUGAAACUGAUGAAACAAUAGCAGCAGAGAGACUCAUCUGCUAUAAGUAAUAUGUUUAGCCAUUUAACUGGGAAAGUGAGCUGACCUCAGAAAUAAUAAGCCCUCCCUCUCCAAAAUCGUUGUUUGCAGUGGGACCUGAGGGCAGUCAGCAUCCCACCAAACUGCUGAGCAGUCUGUUACAACGCGUCCCAAAUGAAGAGGGAAUAGAGCCAGAUAGGUAUUAUAGUCUUAUCCCAUACAUCCAUUUCAGUUAAAAGGCAAGUUCUCCUUUGUGUCUGGGACUAAGCCAGAUCAGGAAUCUUUAGUCUACAGGACAGGUUAUUAUGAUGUAUUUUGUCUAUUAUUAGAAGCUUUCUUUUUACUAUUCUGGUUCUUAAUAGCCUUUUCUCAUUUCUCUGCAGGCUGCUCAGAGUUAUUAAUUUCACAUAGCUGUGCCCUUUUCUAUCAUGUACUUUUGCUGGGUUUCCUGUGGCUAAUCACAGAGCAGAAUCUGGAAAAUUUUUCUUUUUAAGGAUGAUUUCUGUUAUUAAGAGAAACAGGCCAAAAAUCAAAAUGCCAGAUCAGAAUGCUUAUAUGCUUUUAGAAGUCUGAAGAAUGGGAUUUCAUCUGGUUAAUUCUCACCGAGAGGAAGGGCAGCCGGGUCUCUGAUGAUAAUGUCAGACAUCAGGGUUCUGACAAGCAGAGCUUAGUGCUUCAUUAACUCCUGUUCUGCCCUGGUGAGCCCUUGCUGACCCCACAGUCUGAGCUGAGUUUAAGGGAACAAACUAUCAGGUACAACGUGUCCUUCCUCAUCGUACAGCUUGCUAAUCCUCAGAAAAACAAGUGUGUUUAUUCCAUCAGCAGAAAAAGAGCCAGAGAUUAAUAGUCUGUUAGGUGUAUUUUUUAUCAGCCAGUCAUCGUAAGAGAAAGCUAGGGACAGUUUAAUAUGCGGAUGGCCCUUUGCCUCUGACCUGAGAACAUCCUAAAGAAAUCAAAACAUCCUAAGUCCAUCAUUUUAAAAGCUCCCACUGUCCUUUAUCGGACACGAACUUUUUGUGUUUCCUUAUACAGCCCCUCUUUGCCUUACCUCUUUUCCUUCCAACUGAAGACAGAGAAAGUGAAGUUGCCACUAAACUCUGCUGUGGAUAUGUGAAGAACUUGCAACAGGCAGGGACCAACCAUCUGCCAUUUUCCUUUUUGGUGCUUCAGGCACAAAGUAGAAGGGAAGAGUCCAAGUGUCUGGCCAGAAAUCUCCAGGGGAAUACACAUCUUAGCAGAAUGCAUGGCAAUUUUACGUCAUUCUGGCCCGUACCAGGCUGUUUACACCAGGAUAACCUGGUCAUACCUGCACAGAUAGAAAAAUAAUUUUAGAUAAUUGUGUCCGUGUCAUCUGGCCAAAGUGAAGCCAAUGCAAACUUUACAGGCUUAUAUGACAGAUCAGCCAUCUAACUAGUAAAACUGAAAACAACCCUUGGGCUAUAUAGUGCAAAAGGCCAAACUGAAUUAAAGCAAUCUUACUUUCUACAGGUUUAUUUGAUGGAAGAAAACCACAAAGAAAUCCACCAAACCGCUGAAUGCCUUGGUACCUUUUACCCAGUUGGGUUUUUUUGUCCCUCUUUCAUACUUCUUUCUAGAUUCCACUUUUGCAGUAACCUGUUUUGGGAACAACUGCAACACAGGCAGGAAACAGAAGAAAAACUGGUAAUACAAACCCGUCACAUGUCUAAUCAUCUCAGUGUUUUGCAAACUCAUCCUCUAAAGCCAGGCUUAAGCAAGGGUAAUAAGUAGGCCUGUUCUGUUGGUACCAAGGCAAACGUCCUUUCAUAUGAACACAACUGGUAUUUUCUUUUUGGGAAGUCUUGGGAGCAUUAUGCAGGCUCUUUUGGCUAUGCAGGCUACUAGUGAAGAAUUUUUUUCAGGUGUAGAAUCAAAAAGCCUCCCGUUUUGGUGGAAUACCAAGGGUUGGCCUUCUAAAACUCUACUUAGUCUCCCUGAAAAAAAGCAAAAAAACACCUAGGUUGCUUACGCAUGCAAUAUUAACAAAUCAAGUAUCAUUUGUAUAGUGGCAUGACCUUAUUCUCUUCUACAGCUGUACGGCAGUAGAUCUCAAAGGGGACCAUAGUAUUACCCACACUUAACAAAAGGGGGAAACCAGAGACAGGUCACUUUUCAGGACUUUCUCAAAGGUCAGGACACAAUCCUUUAGACUGCAUCAUUCCUCUUUCCUCCCAAAGUACCUUGAUGUGAAUUCGCAUCCCUUUAGAACUCCUUGCCACCAAAACAUGUGUUUAUGCCUUUGUUUUAUUUCUCCCCUGGUCUUCUCUGUAGUCUUUUAAUUCCCUGGCAUCAGACCAUGCAAGUAUUUGGAAGCCAGAAACAUUCUUCUGCCCUUUGUAACCAUCUCUGUUGGCCUUCACAGUGAUACCAGACAAAGAUCAGUGAAAUGAAGUCUCUUCCUGGAGGUAAAAAUCAUUAGCUGCCUUAGCAAACUGCAAGGUAUUUGGCCAUUAAGCUUGGUAGCUAUAUUAUCAAUUGCCACAGAACCCAGUGCUGCCAUGCAGAAAUUCGGAUUUUAUAAGUAAACAACUGCACCAAUCAGUAGUCAACAUUUACUGCUCUUUCCACUCCCAAGCCUCUUGUUAUUCUUAGCAAGUCAGGAUCAGUGGUAAUAUACUUGGGGCAGGGAAGAGGCGAGUGAAAGUGAAUUCUAAGUUGUUCCACAUACAAGCAAAUGAAAAAGCUUAGUCCCUCCAUGUGGUUUGUAAUAGGGUGAAGGUCAUAAAACUCUAGCCUAAUCAGUCAAGAAAAACAACCACCAUUUAAAAAAAAAGACUUUUUGCAGUCUGCUAAGCCAUGGGUAUUUGAAAUCCAGUCAUACCUGUUUUCUCAGCUGCACAGCCAAGCUGCCAUAGCGUGAUAACACACAAUCAUUUCUAAAUCUCAUUUUGAGCAAAAGCAGAUUGACUCUGAGGCCUUGGACAGAACUGAGAUGUGCUGGAAAAACCUUCCUCAGAAGUCUGUGCUUAUUCUGGUAUUGUCACAGGAGCUUCCUGAGCUGCAGUCUUUAAGGCUACGUUUGCGUAUCCUGUGGAAUUCAGUCCCAGUAAUGAGUGAAUAAGAUGAUAAAUUAUUACAGGUCUAGGUCUAAAAUUCUAUCGAGUUGUGACCUUCACAAGGAUGCUUUACGUUCCCUGUCAUGCAAGCUGCUCUAUCCAGAGGGACCUUUGCUUCCACCUGGAGUCAACUGGAUUAAUAACACCUCUGUAUUUGUAAAGUUUGCUUUGGUAGAUCAGCUUGCAGGACUACCUCUGGGUCGCUGGGUUUUUAUUUUAAAUACUUCUAGGGAUGUUCAUGCUUUUCUAAUCAAAAGGAAGAAAGAAACCAGCACACUGUAUUUUUUUAAAUAAGAAGGUAAUAAAAACAACUCUGAAUAUUUUGAUAGAUUUGCUGGUAGGGUAUAUAUAAUGUAGCAAAUUGUUGCACUAUUUUUUCUAUCGUCUGAGCACGUUACCUCAGAAAUCUUUGUUCUUUCUCUAAUGAAGACCUCUUUCAGUUCUGGAGUUAUCAAGUUUGGAAGAAGUGGGCUGCAAAUGAAAUUUUUAACUAAUGUAAAUAAAUGCAGUUGCUUGCUUUCUGAGGUAGCCUGUAAUAUUUAUUUUUCAGUUAUCUCAUUGUCUCCAAUAUUGCCUAAAAUAGUCUUUUUCCAAAAUGCAAACUAAAUAGUGACACUUCUGGAAGUAUCUAUGCUUCACUCGUAAUCACAGUCAUUUGGAAGUGACAUCUUCCUUCAUCUCAUGUAAAACACAGGCUUACAGGAGUUCUUCAGUAUAUGCUGUUAUUUUUAUUAAUUGUCUCCAAGAAUUUAAUUCUCUUUUUCUUCCUCUCUGCUAAUCCCUCUUGUACACUAACAAACAGGAUUGCAGGGCUUCUCUGUAUUGUUUUUAUAGUAUAGGGAUUGGUUUAUAAAAAAAUCGUUUACUGUUGUAAUGAUUGUUCUUGAAAUGUUGAUCUCUAGCUGUGAAGAGGAAAAUAAAUAAUGCUGUCUAAGUUCAUUGUAUUUAGCAAGUUUAGUUAGCAGAAAUGCAUUCUUUUAAGCUCCUGUUAUAUUCUUUUCAAAUUAUAGACUGUUUUCACUAUGUAUGUACUUAAUACUGGGUUCAUUCUUUUACUAUGGUGAAAAUGACAAGUUUUGUUAACAACAGGUAGAAAUUGUGUUUUUGGAUAAAGUUCUUGAAAUUAA